Chionomys nivalis (European snow vole) is the source of this 1734-nucleotide messenger RNA. RefSeq names its product insulin like growth factor 2 mRNA binding protein 1 (gene Igf2bp1). Bases 1 to 1734 code for a protein of 577 amino acids. NCBI's taxonomy places the organism in Eukaryota, Metazoa, Chordata, Mammalia, Rodentia, Cricetidae. Gene Ontology annotation, biological process: regulation of gene expression; nervous system development. Gene Ontology annotation, molecular function: mRNA 3'-UTR binding. Gene Ontology annotation, cellular component: cytoplasm; cytosol; nucleus. The transcript is spliced from 15 exons. The record is from RefSeq and is a predicted model, not a curated record.
AUGAACAAGCUUUACAUCGGCAACCUCAACGAGAGCGUGACUCCAGCCGAUUUGGAGAAAGUAUUUGCGGAGCACAAGAUCUCCUACAGCGGCCAGUUCUUGGUCAAAUCCGGCUACGCCUUCGUGGACUGCCCCGACGAGCACUGGGCGAUGAAGGCCAUCGAAACUUUCUCGGGGAAAGUGGAACUACAGGGAAAACGACUAGAGAUUGAACACUCGGUCCCCAAAAAACAAAGGAGUCGGAAAAUUCAGAUCCGAAAUAUUCCACCUCAGCUCCGAUGGGAAGUGCUGGACAGCCUGCUGGCCCAGUACGGUACGGUGGAGAACUGUGAACAAGUGAACACAGAAAGUGAGACGGCAGUGGUCAACGUCACCUACUCCAACCGGGAGCAGACCAGGCAAGCCAUUAUGAAACUAAACGGUCAUCAACUGGAGAAUCAUGCCCUGAAAGUCUCAUACAUACCUGAUGAGCAGAUAGCACAGGGUCCUGAGAAUGGGCGCCGUGGAGGCUUUGGCUCUCGGGGCCAGCCCCGGCAAGGAUCACCUGUGGCCGCAGGCGCUCCGGCCAAGCAGCAGCAAGUAGACAUCCCCCUCCGACUCUUGGUGCCCACGCAGUACGUAGGCGCUAUCAUUGGCAAGGAGGGCGCCACCAUCCGCAACAUUACAAAACAGACUCAGUCCAAGAUAGACGUGCAUAGGAAGGAGAACGCAGGGGCUGCCGAGAAGGCCAUUAGUGUACAUUCAACUCCUGAAGGCUGCUCCUCGGCCUGUAAGAUGAUCCUGGAGAUAAUGCACAAGGAGGCAAAGGACACCAAAACGGCAGAUGAGGUUCCCCUGAAGAUCCUGGCCCAUAAUAACUUUGUGGGGCGUCUCAUUGGCAAGGAAGGCAGGAACUUGAAGAAGGUGGAGCAAGACACAGAAACAAAGAUCACCAUCUCAUCGCUCCAGGAUCUCACACUGUAUAACCCUGAGAGGACCAUCACCGUGAAGGGGGCCAUUGAGAACUGCUGCAGGGCUGAGCAAGAGAUCAUGAAGAAAGUUCGAGAGGCCUACGAGAACGAUGUAGCAGCCAUGAGUUUGCAGUCCCACCUCAUCCCUGGUCUCAACCUGGCUGCUGUAGGUCUCUUCCCAGCCUCGUCCAGUGCCGUCCCACCACCUCCCAGCAGCGUCACUGGGGCUGCUCCCUAUAGCUCUUUCAUGCAGGCUCCCGAGCAGGAGAUGGUACAGGUGUUCAUCCCCGCCCAGGCUGUGGGUGCCAUCAUCGGAAAGAAGGGACAGCACAUCAAACAGCUCUCACGGUUUGCCAGUGCCUCUAUCAAGAUAGCUCCACCGGAAACACCUGACUCCAAAGUUCGAAUGGUUAUCAUCACUGGACCCCCAGAAGCUCAAUUCAAGGCUCAGGGAAGAAUCUAUGGCAAACUAAAAGAAGAGAAUUUCUUUGGUCCCAAGGAGGAGGUAAAGCUGGAGACCCACAUACGCGUGCCAGCUUCAGCAGCUGGCCGGGUCAUCGGCAAAGGCGGCAAAACGGUGAAUGAACUGCAGAACCUGACUGCUGCCGAAGUGGUAGUGCCACGAGACCAGACCCCGGAUGAGAACGACCAAGUCAUUGUUAAGAUCAUUGGGCAUUUCUAUGCCAGCCAGAUGGCUCAGCGGAAGAUCCGAGACAUCCUGGCUCAGGUUAAGCAACAGCACCAGAAGGGACAGAGCAACCAGGCCCAGGCACGGAGGAAGUGA